Cylicocyclus nassatus is the source of this 1587-nucleotide messenger RNA. NCBI's taxonomy places the organism in Eukaryota, Metazoa, Nematoda, Chromadorea, Rhabditida, Strongylidae. The record is from the annotation of a GenBank genome assembly.
AGUGAAUGUUUGUGUGUUUGGUAUUGCUCUGCUAAAACACAUUAUCGCAACUUUAUGCAUAGCAUAUUAUGGGUUCUCCGUCCUUGGAACCAUUGAGUCCCGCAAACUCCUUUCGUCGGGUUGAAAGAAAGGGGACUACCGGCAGACUGCGAGCUCAUUCCGAACAUUAUCUGUGGCUUUUCGGGCAGAUGCAUGCUAAGCGAUUUCUUGUUUUCGCUCAUCUCUUGUUUCUGGCAUUAUCCGUAUGGCUGCUGUGGAAUGUGAGUGCAGUCGAGUUUGCAGGCCUACCUGUGCCAGGCCUUGAUGGACUUCUACCUUUUGAUGUGCCUGUUCGCGAAGCUUUGCGUGAAGGAGACAACGAUUCUCUAUUUCUGUCACAUGCGGAUGUGAAGCCAUAUCUAGACACCUCUCGAACCAUUGCAUCUCUUCUCGGCUACAUGUACUUUUUCAGCACUUUGAUGGGUUUAGCAGUCAUGCGAGCUAUUGAUGGUGUCUGGCAACGUGAUGGUGUUUCGCCACUCUUCUGCGUUAAUCCUGCUUUGUUUCUUUUGCCAUUUCUAUUCAGUGUCCUCUCGCUAGGAGGAAUGUUGUUUCUGUGGUCGGUGCGCAGCGGUAGAAUGCAAUUGUACGAACUUGAGCUUGCUCCAGCCAACUAUAGUUUCCUUCUCAUCAUCAUAGAUGCUUUCCGCUUCACAUUCUUGCCAUGUUUGCUACUAUGGAUGAUCUACUCUUAUUUCGUAUAUGGCUGUCUUUUGGGUUUUAUGUACACGUAUCGCCGUGCAGAACAAUGGCGUUCUCAAAAGAACGGCGCAGUUGCUGCUUCGCUUAGCUGGUCCUUCAGAGUUCCUUCAGAACGUUCGUCUGUGCUGCAUCGCUUCAAAGAACGCACAAACGCAAAACCCGGGUUCCUUUCACGUCUAAACGCUGCCAAUCGCAGCUGGCAUAGCAGCAAAAGUGCAGAUAACCCAACCUUGCGUGCUUACUCCAGGAAAUGCGAUGAUGAUGUAUGCCCUUCGGUUCUCUCUGACGACAUGAACACCACUUAUGGUUCCGAAAAUAGUCUUGAAAAUAAUAAUCUGAAUCGUUCCAUCUGUGCGUUCAACUUAUCGCAUCGACUUCUGGACACCGUUGUAGAGGAAGCGGAAAGCCAGGAAAGUACCGGACAAGAGAUGGUGGUUGUUGUAUUGCUGUGAAUUUGGAGCUUAGUGGGAGCAAUAGAUAGAAGUGAUUUGAUCAUGCUUCUAAACAUUAGAGUUUUCGUAUUUUGUUACAUCAGCAUAUCGGAGUGACUAAAGCACAUCUAUAUAUCGCUGGAAUGAUAUCCAGAGAACACCUGCUAGCGCUGGCAUAAAAUUGCAAUCGAUCUCUUGUUUUUUUGUAAAUCUCUAGUUGUUCAUUGUUCUUUGUUGUAUGUGCAUGGUAUUAUCUCGUUUUGUUCUCGUAUUUUUUUCUGUUAUUGUUACAAAAUAACCUGUUUUUCCCCAUUUUUGAAGAAGGUGCUUCAUUUUCUUUGUAGUGAUGUUCUUAUUUGUCAUCAAAUCUCUGUCUGUAUCUUAGCAAAUGAAUAUACCAGCUAUCCACUGCAAU